Sorex fumeus (smoky shrew) is the source of this 1987-nucleotide messenger RNA. It is a transcript of the gene TRAPPC6B, whose product is annotated as trafficking protein particle complex subunit 6B. Bases 272 to 748 code for a protein of 158 amino acids. The record is from RefSeq and is a predicted model, not a curated record. The transcript has 6 exons. Lineage: Eukaryota; Metazoa; Chordata; Mammalia; Eulipotyphla; Soricidae. Gene Ontology annotation, cellular component: TRAPP complex; trans-Golgi network; cis-Golgi network. Gene Ontology annotation, biological process: endoplasmic reticulum to Golgi vesicle-mediated transport; regulation of GTPase activity.
AGGGGCCGAACGGAGCGGCCGGCUGGAUUUGGUUCACGGUGCUGUCAGAUUGUUCAGCCCGAGUGUGGCCCCGAGUGGGCUUGUCCCGGUACCGGGCUCCCCAGCGUUCCCGAAGCCUGGUGAAUUCCCCGGUUUCGUAGCAACGUGAGACCGAGCUGCGGAUAGAGGGAGUGGCAGCGCAAUCCCAAGUCGUUCGGGCGCUGCCCGGAACCCCCGAACCCGGCCCAAAGAGAAGGCGGCGAAACCCAGAGCUUGGAAGAAUAAACAGGAAAUGGCGGACGAGGCAUUAUUUUUGCUUCUCCAUAACGAGAUGGUGUCUGGCGUAUACAAGUCCGCGGAGCACGGGGAGGUGGAAAAUGGACGCUGUAUUACUAAACUGGAAAACAUGGGGUUUCGAGUGGGACAAGGAUUGAUAGAAAGGUUUACAAAAGAUACUGCAAGAUUCAAGGAUGAGUUAGAUAUAAUGAAGUUUGUUUGUAAAGAUUUUUGGACUACAGUAUUCAAGAAACAAAUCGACAAUCUUAGGACAAAUCAUCAGGGCAUCUAUGUGCUACAAGACAACAAAUUUCGUCUGCUUACUCAAAUGUCUGCAGGGAAACAAUAUUUAGAACAUGCUUCUAAGUAUUUAGCAUUUACAUGUGGCUUAAUCAGAGGUGGCCUAUCAAAUUUGGGAAUAAAAAGUAUUGUAACAGCUGAAGUGUCUUCAAUGCCUGCAUGUAAAUUUCAGGUGAUGAUACAGAAGCUGUAAAAUAUACUGAAAAAGCAAAACUUCAGCAGUUUAAAGAGAUAAAUUAUUCACAUAAACUAUUCGAAGUAGCAGUGAUUCAAUUUCAUUUGAACAUUUAUAUUGAUGUAAGCUGUUUGCUAAUUUAUAUAACGAAAGAUGCAUUCUUAAGCAGAGGUAAGGCGUUUUAUUGAUUUACCACUGACCAAGUUAAAACAGUUAAGAGGCACUCUACCAUAACAUUUUCUUUUCUAAAACUAUUCAAAAUGAGUACCUGAUUUCAAAUAAACCAAAACGAAGGACCUUUAUUUAAACUUUAUGGCUUAGAGUGAUAUGUACUUAACAACAAAUGGAGAAGCAAAACUCAGGGUUUGGUAAAUUCGUAUUAAAAAAAUAUGCAUCAGUCAGAAUAAUUUUUGGGUGUGUUUUGUAAAUUUAUUUUAUUUAAACAAAAGCAGGUAGUACACUAAAGCUAAAUUUUUAUUGCUUAUAAUUUAUUUUGUUAAGAAUAAGAAUUUUUAUGUCUAUGUAAGGAUUUCAUUAUAUAGUUUUUUUGUGCACAGGGUGUAUAUACCUAUCAUGUGACUGCCUAAGUUGCUUAAAAACUUACUUUUAAUAGAAUUAAGUCCUUAGGUAAACUACAGAUUAGUUUAAAUGUGAAUUAAAGGUGGUACAGAGAACAGGAUUAAGGGGCUUGCCUUGCCUGUGACUCACCCAUAUUGUUCACUGGCAUGCAUGGCAUUGCAAGGAGUAACACGAGUACAGAACCUGUGAUAGUUCCUGAGUACCAAGUUUUGGCUCCCUGGGGACCCCCCACCCCCUAUUUUCCCCAUCAAAAUAAAAUGUGAAUAAUACAGUGGACUCCAUAGUCAGAGAAUAUUAAUUUUUUGGAAGAGCUGUUUAUACUUCUGUUACAGUCUCUGCUUUCAGCUUCUUCCCUAUGGGUAAAAAUGCUGGUGAUGGUUCUAAUAUUUUUAUUUUCUUAUUUAGUUUCCCUAAGGGUUAAGGUGUGGAUUGGAUUGAAUUAUUUACACAAAAGUUCAGUGGACUGUAUUUCUCACUGUUUGGGGUCAAUGCUCAUUUGAGUGUAUCUCUCGCUUGUUUUGACUGUGAAUGGAUCAGCGUGAAGAUGGAAACCAUCACUGAGGACAGGAGAAUACAAAGACUGAAAGCACGUAGAUUGUGCUUCCGAAUUAGCCUGUCUCGGAAUUGCUUUAUCUUUGGACUUUUUAUGUGGGAUAUUAAAUUCCUUAUAUUGUUCAA